AUGAGACUCUUAACAUCAGUAGCAAUCUGGCUCUCCAUUGCCAGCACAGGGAUCUACGCCCAAGGGCUCUCCAAAGACACCGCAUCAACCAACGAGCUGCCCGCCCUCUGCUCGGUACUCUGUCUGCCUCUCAAACUCGUCUUCCCGAACUGCGAUACCCUCUGCCAGACAUGCGAAAAGCCCAAGACGUUUUGCAAGACUGGUAAGACGGCUGAGUGUGUUGACCUGUCGACUGAUGUCGGUAAUUGCGGGAAGUGCGGGAACAAGUGCGGCGACAAGGAAAGUUGCUGCAACUCGAAGUGCAUCUCCUCGGCCAGCUUUCAGACUGAUAGUAACAACUGUGGCAAGUGUGGUGUCAAGUGUGAUGAAGGUCAAGCUUGCUGCGAUUCUCAGUGUAUAAGUACGAUGCAGUUGCGGAGUGAUGGUAAAAACUGCGGAACGUGCGGUAGCAAGUGUGGCCAGGGCACGGUUUGCUGCAACUCCGAGUGUCUUCCCAAAGACGCAUUCCAGAGCGAUCCCAUGAAUUGCGGCAAAUGCGGGAAUAAGUGCCCGGAAAACUUCAACUGCCACUCAGGUCACUGUCUCGAACCACACACCUGUAAAGCGGGCGUCUCCCUCCUCGAAAGCUGCCAAGAUCCCAUCGUCAGCGGAUCAAGCUGUGGCGCCGGCGAGGACGAGCUGUGCGAUUGCAUGGAGCCUGUCGAGGGCGUCCCGUUCUGUGGCGCAUUCGAUGGGCAAUAUUGUCAGGACAUGUGUAAUUCUGAUAAGGACUGCCAUAAUAGCAAGGGUAAGAAGUGUGCGAGAAGGGACAAGACGUGUUGUUCGGCGGUGGCUACCGAUAUGUAG
Colletotrichum phormii is the source of this 846-nucleotide messenger RNA. RefSeq lists its product as uncharacterized. The transcript is spliced from 7 exons. Bases 1 to 846 code for a protein of 281 amino acids. Lineage: Eukaryota; Fungi; Ascomycota; Sordariomycetes; Glomerellales; Glomerellaceae. The record is from RefSeq and is a predicted model, not a curated record.